Molecule: messenger RNA, 378 nt
Organism: Helobdella robusta
Lineage: Eukaryota; Metazoa; Annelida; Clitellata; Rhynchobdellida; Glossiphoniidae
Exons: 3
Coding region: 1-378 (125 amino acids)
Source: RefSeq, a predicted model, not a curated record
AUGGUCAUCAGAUAUGGAAUUCUGAAGUUAUCCCACACACCUCAAAAUUCUGGAUCCGCCACUGGACUAAAAGUAAAGAAGGAUAUAAAACUGUCAUCAGCGUCAUCCUUCUUUUUUCCACCACACUCAACGACCCACAAAGCCGCUCUUCAUAUUCCUCACUCAUCUUCGUCGCACUUAUUACCGUCAUUGCUGUCACCACCAUUACACGGAGUUGUGACGUCAACAACGACGUCAUCGUUCUAUCGAAGUGACGUCAUUAAGAGGGGUCGCCUGUUUGUCAAGAAGCCCUUUCCCGCCCAUCUCUUCAGAUUCAAGAUCACUUUGAAUUCGAACUCGGUUACUGCAACAUCAGAGCUAGUCGUCUUUCACGAAUAG